GAAGCCCGAGGAGACCUUCGGGGACUUCGGCGGCGACGACAGCAGCGACGACGAGCCCGAGCUGGACCUCUGAGCUGCCGGCGCCGGCGCGGGCGGAUGCGGCGCGGGAGCCAGAGCCGCCGGCCGAGGCCCGCGGCGCGCCCGAGGCGGUGCCCCCGGGCGGAGGCUCCCAGGAG
Messenger RNA from Prorocentrum cordatum, 176 nucleotides. The record is from the annotation of a GenBank genome assembly. Lineage: Eukaryota; Dinophyceae; Prorocentrales; Prorocentraceae.